Messenger RNA from Plodia interpunctella (Indianmeal moth), 2652 nucleotides. RefSeq names its product Katazuke (gene Kaz). The record is from RefSeq and is a predicted model, not a curated record. Lineage: Eukaryota; Metazoa; Arthropoda; Insecta; Lepidoptera; Pyralidae. The transcript is spliced from 10 exons. Gene Ontology annotation, molecular function: ubiquitin protein ligase activity; protein binding. Gene Ontology annotation, biological process: proteasome-mediated ubiquitin-dependent protein catabolic process. The coding region runs from base 225 to 1403 and encodes 392 amino acids. Gene Ontology annotation, cellular component: nucleus; GID complex; cytoplasm.
UAUCUUUGAAACCGGUUCCUGCACCAUUGAUUUAGCGUAUAUCGAAAAAGGAAGGAAGGGACAACACUAGUAAUUUCUUGUGGUUGGUUGAUUUGGUUGGCUACAGGAAUCGUAUAUUUCUUUCUUUGGUUUUGCGUGCUUUGAAAAGGUAGACUAUUUGGAGGUCAGUUUGGAUUGUUGAGACAACAUUUUGCGAAGACCAACUUUGACAAACAUACGGCAAUAUGAACGAGUUGAAGUCGCUGGAACAUGCGACUUUGAAGGUGCCAUAUGAGGUCUUCAAUAAGCGGUAUCGCAAUGCCCAGCGCGUAUUGGACCUGGAGGCCAGACAGGUGGCUAGUGCUAGCGGGGAACUGGAAAACGCUACAAGAAAACCAGUCACUACUGGAGAGAUUGACACCCUCCUCGGUGGAAUGGUGGAAAGAUUAACGACAAUGAAACGCAAAGCCUCGGAAGCCAUCAAUGAGGAGGUCCAAGCGGCCAUGGUCUGUAAGAAGCGACUCGAGCAUUUAAAGGAGCAGGCUGUAGCUUUAUCUGAACCUAGUACUCCUCAAUCCAGGACCGCUUUAAGUCAGUGGCGCAAGGUCCGCCUAGACCGGAUGCUGGUAGACUACUUCCUACGGAAUGGUUACUACGAUUCUGCUAACAAACUUGCUGACUCCAGGUCGCUACGGGACCUCACUAAUGUCGACAUAUACUCCGCCGCGGCGGAGGUGGAGGCGGAGCUGCUGCAGCGGCGCACGGCGCGCUGCCUGCAGUGGUGCGCCGACAACAAGUCCAAGCUGCGGAAGCUCAACUCCAGCAUGGAGUUCAAGUGCCGGAUACAGGAGUUCAUAGAGCUAGUUCGCGAAGACAAACGCUUGGAGGCGGUGCGCUAUGCGAAGAAACACUUCUCUACUUACGAAGAGGGACAGCUACAAGACAUUCAGCAUUGCAUGGGCAUGCUCGCCUUCCCCAAGGACACUGAGGUGGAGCCCUACCGCUCGCUGCUGCAGCAGGAGCGCUGGCGGGCGCUGGUGCAGCAGUUCCGCUGGGAGCACGCGCGGCUGCUGCACCCGCAGCGGCUGCCGGCGCUGCCCGUCACGCUGCAGCUGGGGCUGGCUGCGCUGAAUACGCCUCAGUGCUACUCGGAAAGCACUAAAGUGUCCGCGUGUCCCGCGUGCCAGCCGCCGCUCAACGCGCUGGCGCGGGCGCUGCCGCACGCGCACUGCAGCCACUCCAGGCUGGUGUGUCGCAUCACUAACGAGCCACUCAACGAGCACAAUCAACCCAUGGUGUUGCCCAACGGACAGGUCUACGGAGAGAAGGCCAUCAAGGAGAUGGUGAAGCUUGGCUCCAUCGUGUGUCCGAAAACGAAAGAAGUGUUCUCUAUGAAGAGCGUCGAAAAAGUGUACGUUAUGUAAACAUAAUAUACUGUAUACUUGUAUAUACUAUACACGUAACUAUGCUUUCAAAUUUAGGUCUAAGUUCGGUGUUCCUUUCAUGAUAUAUUUUUCGUGUUUGAGCCAUUAUUAGUCAUUUAAAAUAUAAUAAAAUGAACAAAAAUAUGACGUGAUCGGAGCAAUAUUGAAAUUUAAUUUAAAAUUAUGUAUUUCUAACCAUGACUUGGAUAUUAUUUAAAAUAAUUGCAUUUAUACUUAAAGUCUACUAUUGGAAAGUUUAUUUUUUAUUUUUAACAUAAUUUAUGAUCUUUUAUAAUAUUGUGGCACUGAGUUUGAAUCUCGCAUAAAAAAAAAAUAUAUAAAUAGACCGUAAAAAUAAGAAAAUGCACAUUGAUUAACAAUGUGUGUUGAUCUUGAUGUUGUGAACCCUAUUUCCUUGGUACGAAAAAAUAUGUCACCAUAAAAAUAUAUUUAAAAAACGGUCUUACCAUCUAUAUGAAAGUGUCUAUUACAGAUAUUUCAUUAAAUACAAAGAAAAAUAUACAUAACGAGGUUAGUGUAGCCACAUGUAAUAGAGCUAUUCAAUAUUAUAAUUUUUAUUGCCUAUUCGGCAGAUCGAGGUAGGCUCUGCCUUGUAAAAGGUGAUUAGAGACAAUAUGUAAUAUCAUUCUGUCCUGUUUCUUCUCAUGUUUUUCUAAUACGCACUUCUCUUGAUUAUAUUAUAGAAAUGGACAGUGUCUAUAAUUUUUUGUCUACUCAUUUCAUGCCUGUAGCCCCAAUCACGAUCUUUGUAAUAAAUAUUAAAAAUUCAACUUAAAUAAAAUAACUCGUUGAUGUUGUGUGAACCCAGUUUUCCUUAGUAGAGAAGUUGCCAUCUCCAAAAAUAUCUUAACGUAGCCAUCUCUGAGUCAGUGUUAAUUAAGUAUAAUAUGUCUUAAUCGCAAAAGUCGAUGUAACCCCACUUCGUUUCAUGCCGAUGAGAUUGAACAUUGUGUGGUUUAUAAAAUACUAUUACGUAAGCUUUUAUUUACCGCAAUGAAAAACCAGCAAUGUAUGCUGAAUCCGCUUUUAUGAGUUUGGCGAACUGUUUGCCGAUACUGUAUAAUGAGUAUUAUGGAUCAGUUUUCUUUGUGAAAAUGGACUUAUUUCCUCACAUAAUUCUUAGGCGUUGAGAAUUUUAGAAAUGUAUUAUUAUAGUUUGUAAUAUUCUCGUUGUAUCAUAACAUUACUAGUGUUACUUUGGGAAAUAAAUGCAAGUUAAACAUUAAAA